Messenger RNA from Drosophila mojavensis, 646 nucleotides. Its product is annotated as cuticle protein 18.6. The record is from RefSeq and is a predicted model, not a curated record. NCBI's taxonomy places the organism in Eukaryota, Metazoa, Arthropoda, Insecta, Diptera, Drosophilidae. The transcript is spliced from 3 exons. Bases 66 to 443 code for a protein of 125 amino acids.
UAAAACUGCAAUCGUAGUACUCUCUGGCAUAGUCUACUUUGAUAGCUCUAACCAAACAUUUCAACAUGUUCAAACUGUCUGCUGCCCUUUUCGUGUUCUGCGCUGUGCUCGCCUGCAGCCUGGCUGAGGCGAAGCCUGCGGUGCUUGUGGAUGCGGCUCCUGCUGUUGUCACUGCCACCAGCUCGCAGUAUGUGGCACGCAAUUUCAAUGGCAUCGCUGCCGCGCCCAUUGUUGCCGCCGCCGCCGCUCCCGUUGCCGCCGCCUACACCGCCCCGAUUGCUGCUGCUCCCGUUGCCAGCGCCGCCUAUACCACGCCCCUUGCUUCAGUCGCCUAUACCGCGCCCUACACCGCCGCCUACACCGCUGCCGCUGCCUAUCCCUAUGCCGCCUACCCCUAUGCUGCUGCCUACUCCGCAUAUCCUUAUGCCGCCUACUACCGUUAAGCAUGGAUGACGACUUGACAAUUUGAUCUGGAUCCUCGGCUCACGCAAUUUAUAUUUCCUCGAGCAAUCCUUAGACUCCCCUUUUACUCGGUUUUUGUUUCACCUUUUUGGUUUCCCGUCUUUUGAGUUUAUAGUAUUAUUUAAUGAUGGUUAGAGUGGAAAUAUUAUUGUUGGAUUAAAUGCAUUUUGCGUAAAACGUAACA